GUAUGACGAGCGACCUGACGCGGUGGUCGCUUGUAUCGUAGGCAACGUUACGACCGAAUCAGAUUAUAAAGCUGCAGCGCAGGCUGAUAACGCAGUAUUUAGAACCUCAUUUCGGGCUGAAAUGACUCCGCGGAUGGAUAACUGCUCCAAAAUGGCCAGUAUGGCAUGGCUGAUGGUGUUGUUGCAGUUGAUGUCAGUUGAAGCUGAAGCCAGUGUAGGACCCAGUAACUCCUCCAGUUUCUGUACAGAGACAGAGGAGUGUCUCCUGUUUGACCUGGUGUGCAAGACCACGCAGUACGAGGUGCGUCACUAUGGCCCCGCCCGGUGGGUGUCCAGCGAUUCGGAGGCCCUCUUCAUGGAGGUGGGCACUGCCCUGGCCUUCAGGAGGCUUUUCAAAUACAUCACAGGAGCCAAUGAGGAGGGUGUGAUGGUUAACAUGACAGCUCCCAUCCUGAUCAAAAUCCCGGACGAAAAGAGGAAGUGGAAGGCAACAGUCUACACUCUCAGCUUCCUGCUACCUUCAGCCUACCAGGAGAGCCCUCCCAAACCAACCAAUGAGAAGGUGUACUUCACAGACAUGCCUGACAUGACCGUGUACGUGAGGUGCUACGGGGGAUGGAUCCUGUCUGUGACCUCCGGCCUACAGGCCCACCUGCUGAGGAAGGACCUGAAUGCUGUGCAGGCCUCCUACAACAGCAGCUACAGCUACGCAGUGGGCUAUGACAGUCCCAUGAAGCUGCUUCACAGGCACAAUGAGGUGUGGUACAUUGCUGAGGGGGAGCCAGUGUGCACCUUACCUCAGCCACCCCCAUCCAGGGCCCCCCAAACCACAACUACAGGAAAUACCACACUGACCUAGAGGGAACCGCCGGAGGAUAACAUCCAGUUCCUGCUCAACGCCACCUGUCCAUCCAUCUUGCUUUAGUGAAACUUACUUAGCCCUAUUGAACCUGACACCAGUCAGCUAGUGCAUGCAGCGCAAUAGAGCAAUGCAUUGAGCAUCCUGGCCAGUAUGACCUCCAACAGUAACAUUGCACAUUCAUCUGUAGAAAUAAUCUUUGAGGUCAGGAGGACCUUUGUAUGCAGACACCAAUAAUAGAUAAGCCAAAGGUUAAGCGAGACAAGAGAAGUCAGGCAUUUAUACAUAUUAGCUGCACAGGAUAGAAGGGCAGUUUGUCAGUGUAAAAGCUUGGAAAACAAGGCAGAAAUGCUAUACUUUUGUACAAAUUAACUUUGGCAUGCAAAUCCUACGAAAUAAAAUAUUUUGGGCAGAAAUAUUAUGAAGGUAAUCUUCUUUUAGGCAUGUGGAAUUAACUCUAUGACUAGUAUUUCAAUGAAAACUGCAACAAAAACUAAAUAAGAACAAAACUAUGCUUUUUAAAAUUUAUUUAAUGAAGGCUAUUAACUGUUAAUAGUCAACUGUCAACUGUUAACAGUGAUAAAGAAACAAAUAUAUCUCAUGUCUCUGUGGUGAAUCAGCUGACCUGCCUAAAUGUGUAUUGUAGAUGUAGCCCGAUUCCAAUCUCUGGACCUCCGGGGAUCAAGAGGCCUUGCUAAUGCUGAAGUGUGCCUUUGCCUGGUGGAACCAGGGCUGGACUGAGAAAAAACAUCUGGUCUGGUAUUUAAGGCUUUGAUUAGCCCGCAUCCAAUGUAAAAAAAGAAAAGAAAAAAAGAAAAAUGGGUCUGAGUUAAUUAGCUGCAACAAAUUUGCCACUAUAGCUAAUAUGGUUUGGCAACUAGCUAGGUGUAGCAAGCUAGGGUUUGCGAUAUAAAACAUAAUCGCAGCUAGUUGGUAGAUAGCGAACUAGCUAUCUAAGGUAAUACUGAAGUGUUAUGCCUUCUGCUUGGUAGCUAGUUUGAUAACUUCUGCAACUAAUAUAGUUCAUUAUAUUAAUAUAAAAAUGUAUUAAUAUAAUUGUAGGUAUUAAAAACAAACAAAUGCAACCGUCCAAACCCCAUGUUUAUUUCAGAAUUAAUUUGAAAGUUUUAUGAUGCAAAAAUGCUUAAAGUAACCUCCAUUUUACACGGCAUGCAGCAUGUUGCUGUACAGCUGUAGUCAAAAAGAAUGGUAACAGAUUGUGUGUAUUUAGACCAGAUGUGGAUGCAGAGUUUGUUGUAUGCGUCUGGUCUAUUUUUGCUGCUGAAGUGUUUUGUGCUGCAUCAUACCAAUUCACUUUAAAAUGCUGAGGACACAUGAUCUGAUUUUUUAUCAUUAUAUGACUGUGUUUCCAUAGAUUCCACUAAUGCUUAUUUAAGCAGGUUAAAAUAAGCUUUUUCGUCAUAUUUUCUUCUCGUGAAAAAUAAACAAGAAAAUGUGAACUUUGAAAA
Messenger RNA from Conger conger (European conger), 2328 nucleotides. It is a transcript of the gene soul5l, whose product is annotated as heme-binding protein soul5, like. Gene Ontology annotation, cellular component: cytoplasm. Lineage: Eukaryota; Metazoa; Chordata; Actinopteri; Anguilliformes; Congridae. Bases 122 to 859 code for a protein of 245 amino acids. The record is from RefSeq and is a predicted model, not a curated record. The transcript has 8 exons.